AUGUUAGCUGAUGAUCGUUAUCGUCAAUUGAUGAGUGUUUCCAGAAAACAUGUCGGGUAUGGAUUAUGGUUAGGCCUUAUUGUUCCUUCUCUCCUCCUAAAAACUGGACAUAAAUCACUCAGCCUUGAAUUCUUUAUAUCUCCUUUAAUUACAAUAUUUCUUUUAAAAACAAAUAAUUCCAGACUAAUUAUCAUUCCGUUAUGUUUAUGGGUAGGAUGCUCUAAUUAUACAAGCGUUAUCACAGUAAUCCGUCCUUUGUUUACUAAUCUUUUUAUAUUUAGUUUUUUUUGUGAAUUGCUCAGUCUGUUUCCUUUUUCAUUUAGUUUUGGUGAAGCUCUGCUGCUUGCUCAACUCUGUGCCGUAUUUAUCAUCACAGAGUGCAAUUUUUUGAUACCCUUCUUAAUGCUUUAUCUAAUUGAGCGGUAUUCUGUUAGCUUUUCAUUGAAAAAUGCUUCUUUGAUGGCGUUCAUCCUAUCGAUUUUUAGUGGAUGUUGCUGGUUUUCUUUCUGUCGUACACAAAUUCCGAGCAGUUUUAUUGUGGAUCAAAUUUAUCAAUGUUUCAUUUCUUCAACGAACUUUAGUUUAUUGAUGUUUUGGUUGGGUCUUUUUAGUUUUUGUGUUUAUGUGACUAUUGUUUCUCGCCAGUCUAAUACCUUGUGUCAAACUGCCAAUAUUUCGGAAUUUUAUGAUUGUCCUCCUCCUUUAUCGUCACAAGAGUCAGAUUUCUCCGAUCAAAGUGAAUAUUUUGAGGUGUGUAACGAAGAUUCAUCAUCAUCGUCAUCAUCAGGAUGUGAUACAACUUUGAGUUUGUCAAUUGAUAGUGCGAAAAGAUUUAAAGUUCGUAAACUGUUUCAUUUCGCUGCUGGUCUUGUAUAUACAUCUGGUUUACUCUAUUCACCUCAUCUGCUAUCUUUAGCUUCUGUCUGUCUGCUGAUUGUAUUUUGGUGUUUCGAAUGGAUACGAAGACGAGGGCCUUAUCGCCUUUCAUCUUACUUCAGUGCUUUAGUGGAUCCAUUUCGGGAUGAAAGAGAUUCCGGUGAAAUUCUCUUCACGCCUAUUGCUCUUUUACUCGGCCUAAGCAUUCCUAUUUGGUGGCCGGAAAAUUUAAAGACCACUGAUAUAACAGUUAGUAUUAAUCAUUUAUGCUAUGAAAUGCGUGUACAGCCGACAUCAUGGACAGGGAUAUUGUCUAUAGCUAUAGGGGAUAGUUUUGCUGCAUUAAUUGGAAAGGCUUAUGGUAAACGUUGCUGGCCUGGAUCACAUCGAACCUUCUUAGGAUCUUCAGCUUCGUUUUUAUCGCAGAUUAUUGCUUGGACUGGUCUGUCCUACUAUUAUUCUUGGUCGUGGAAAUCAGGCGUUAUACCACUGUUGUGUGGAGUUGUCGUUGAAGCGUACACUGAACAGAUUGAUAAUUUAGUUGUACCGCUUGUUGUCAUGUUCAGUUUUCUCUUUGCCAAUACUAACUAUACCAGUUUUGUCUAUAAUAUCAUCUCAUAG
Molecule: messenger RNA, 1497 nt
Organism: Trichobilharzia regenti
Lineage: Eukaryota; Metazoa; Platyhelminthes; Trematoda; Strigeidida; Schistosomatidae
Source: the annotation of a GenBank genome assembly